AUGUGCACAGUGUAUUUUGUGGAGAUUCAGGCUUCUAGUCAUUGGAUGGUUACCGAAAGUGGUUUAAUACAACCAAGGCUCGAUUCGCCGUUCGACAUGGCUCGCCCUUACGAUCUUUUAGCUUUUUUAAAUCAAGAAAAGAGAUGGGAUGGAAUUUUUGAUCUUUUUAAUGAUCUUACUAAGAGACAAACAAGCAUUGAUAAGCUUUGGGCAGAUGUUACGCGAUACACAAAUGUUGGACGUCAAAUCGCCCAGGAUGAAGACUGUGCGAAAGCCGGUAACUUAAACGUAAUCGAUUGGUAUGCAGGUCUGCUUGAAGAUGGAUCUAAGAAAAUUCAUCCAGAUGAAUUUCAACUUCCAAAUCCAUAUUAUGGUCCAAAUAUUGAUAUUCCUGAUUGUAAGAGGAUAUCUUCUUUGACAUUUAGUAUGUUUGCUUUUGAACAUUUAGAGAGUAUGAUCCAAAGAGAAAAUCUAUCAGCCAACCCUGAAUUUGUUUUACCAGAGCUGAUAUCCCCAAUUAUGACUAUAGAUCAGUAUGGGCACUGGCUUGCCGGCAUGCUACGAAGAAACAGUUCAUCUUGGUUACAUUAUAAUAUGGCUUCUUUGUAUUGGAGGGUUAGAGGCAGUGCGCCAAAGGCUAUAGAAUGUUCGCGGCGAGCCUUGCAUUAUGCACCGAGAGAGUACAAAGAUGUUGCUCUGGGUAGUCUUGGAGUGGUGUUGCACCGCAGUAGCAAAACAAAUGAUGCUAUAAUUGUACUUAAUGCUGCUGUAGAACAUGAUAGAACCAAUUAUGUUAGUCAUUUUUCGAUUGCAAAUGCAUAUACUGUGAUUGGAGAUUUUAAUAUGUCCCUAAAAUAUUAUGAUCAAACUCUAAAAUUGAAUCCAAGGAUGGAGCUAGCCCAAAAGUAUAAAUAUGGUGUUUUGUGUCAUGCCAACCUAGUUCUUAGGAUUAAGCUAAUAAGAGAGACACUAAAGAAGCUUCGCGAGGAAUUAAAUGAGUAUAAUCUUAAAGAAGUUGCCUGGCCUCGGAUACAAGCAGAGUUCUUAAGGACUAUUAAAAGUUCAGAAGAAUUUGAAUAUAAAAAUGUGGACAAGAAUAAUGAGAAGAUGGCCUCUAUAACUGGUUUAGAUAUAAAAGAAUUACGAGUGCAAGUGGAAAAGAAUUCCCUAAUAAAAUAUUUCAUUGAUGGCUUUCCAAUGCACAAUGACGAAAAGCUUUCAAAACCGGGCAUUGAUGUAAUAGAUGUUAUAUAUGGAUUAGAACGACUCAUACGACAUGUGAAUAAAAAAGGCAAUAUUCCAGAUGUAACGUACCAAGAAGAGAAACCUGACAAUGAUCCUAAGUUCUUUGAUUUAAGAGAUCGAAAUAAACCAAUUGGCUCGAUCCCAGUUAUUACAAUAAAAGAAAAACUACGCGAUGGUAAAAAUGCAGCAAGAGCCAAUGAUAAGAAACAUCAGCAACCAGCGAGUGUUGCAGACGAUGAGUUGACUGAAUAUGAGACUGGUAUAUUUAUGUAUCCACCAACAAUGACGGUGAAUAGAAAUGUUGAAGAUUUUGAUAAGGAAGUGGAAUGGCCGUCUAACAAACUUUGCAAAGAAACUGCACCAAACUUCCCUGAAAAUGUAGAGGCUAUAUUUCCUAUUUUUAUGCCUUUUGAGAAUAAGGGUGUUAGAAUGAAGUACCUGCUGACUGAGAAGCUAGGCGUGCCAUUGUCUGAAGAGUUCGAGCUGCCGUGGCACCCGCCCACGUGCCCGCACGACCGCGAGGCUGCCUUCACGCAGAAGAAGUCCAAGCAACAGUUAUCUACAGAUGUAGUAGACACAGGCUAUUUGCGUUUAAAGUUAUUGGAGUACGUGAGUGACGGCAACGUAGAGGCGGCGCGACACAUGCAAGAUGCUGAAAUUGGUCAAAGGAUAUACGCUGCUAUGAAAAAGAAACUAGCACCAAAAUGGAUGCUCCUAACACUAUCGUCCCUAUACUGGAGGGUCCGCAAUAACAAUGUCAACGCUCUUCACUGCCUCCUUACGGCCGGUCGGUGGGUGCCGCAAAAAUAUAGGGAUGUUGUUUUAGUAUCAUUGGCUUCGGUUUAUUUGGAAAUGGGUCAUUUUGAUGAGGCUUUGGCAGUUGCUGAAGAGUCGUUUAGGAUCAGUUUAUAUGAGCCUGCGACAAAUUUCCUCCUCGCAGAACUGAACAUGUUAAAGAAGCACAGAAAUACUCACAUGUUCCAUCUAAAGCAAGUAGUGCGAGUGGAGGCGGGCUUUAUGAACGGACUCGCGCGCAACUUGUUGAACGGCUGGGCCUGUAUAUUGAAACAAGUUAAUGCUUUACGUGAAAUGGAUUUUGGAGAAGGCGACAUUUGCACGCACGUACAGCCUUUAGUAAACAUGGUAUGUGAGAAGGAUGGAGAAAAUUGUCAAAUGGCGAACAUACAAUGCUUUAGCAGUCAUGAACGAGCAGACACAAGUGCUCUAGUCCGUCUUCUAGAAGAGAAGGACGGAGCUCAUGUGGACAGCACAGAGUCGACUUUCUUUGACCGGUUCAUAGAAAACACGCCCACAGACAAAGCGGAUAGACUCGAGCACCACGCCAACUUUGAUAAUAUGGUGCGGACCAUAGAGACUGUGUUGAAGGGAUGUGGAUCCGGAGGCUGUCACAGUCUCAAGCCCGAGGACCUGGCUAUGAAGGAGGAAGACUGCAACUACCACCACCUGCAGCUGGGCUAUUGGCUGCAUAUUGUUAGUUUUCGACAACUGCUCACUGACUCUAAUGUUGAACUCCCAUCAGAAAUAACAUCUAUGACGCCAUCAAGCAAGAAGGUUCCAGAAUGUCGUAUAACAGAAGACCCGUUAGAAGACUUCUACGCAGAGAAGUUGUCUCGCGUUAGCACUGAAGGCUGGAAGCCGGUGUUGAGCCUCACGCACCAGUUCGCUGAAAUUUUCGACUACUUUGAUUAUGCCACUUUGGGUGCUAAGAUUGCUAAAUAUGUGGAUACUCGCGCGUCGUCGUGGGCGGGCGCGCUGGCGGCGGGCUGGUGGUGCGGCGCGGGCGGGCGCGGCGCCUGCGCCACGCGCUGCCUGGCCGCCGCGCGCGCGCUCGCGCCGCCGCGCCACCAGCACUACGCCAUGCGCGCGCUCGCCGCGCUGCUGCACAUGCAAUCAAAACAAAAGGACGCAAAAGACGUGGCAUAUCUUUCGUUUUACAUGUCGCCAAAGAGCAAAGUCGAAGCGUUCUUAGUUGCCGUCUCUCAUACAUAUCUCGGGGAAUACGACCAAGCAAUAUGGAUGUACCGGUAUGCGCUUUCCUUCGAUGACAAGUUCCUACCAGCCAAGGCCUGUCUGCACGCUACCAUGUGUCUCAUGUUCUAUGGCGACGAUAAAACAAAGACUAAAGAAGAA
Molecule: messenger RNA, 3396 nt
Organism: Brenthis ino (lesser marbled fritillary)
Lineage: Eukaryota; Metazoa; Arthropoda; Insecta; Lepidoptera; Nymphalidae
Source: the annotation of a GenBank genome assembly